Molecule: messenger RNA, 1088 nt
Organism: Cheilinus undulatus (humphead wrasse)
Lineage: Eukaryota; Metazoa; Chordata; Actinopteri; Labriformes; Labridae
Gene: nppcl
Exons: 3
Coding region: 272-667 (131 amino acids)
Biological process (GO): cGMP biosynthetic process; receptor guanylyl cyclase signaling pathway
Cellular component (GO): extracellular region
Molecular function (GO): hormone receptor binding; hormone activity
Source: RefSeq, a predicted model, not a curated record
CAAGAGGACGGACGCAGGAAGAAAAAAAAAUCCUCCUUUCAAUUCCAUCACAGAGUGAGGAAGAGGAGGAGGAGCCAGGCAAGAGAGUGAUGCUCCCUCCAGCAGGUGCCAACAAGUGAGAGGUAGCUGAGAGAGCGAGGACGAAGGACAUGGAGAAGAGUCAGUGAGAGGAGAAGACACCGAGACAGAGCUCUGAGAGAAAACCAACAACAGUUAGAGAAAAAAAUCUCCCUGCUGCAGUUUAUUUCUCCUGUCCGUCAUCUCUGCCGCCAUGCUGUUUCCUGUGCUGCUCUGUGCCGCCCUGCUCCUCUUUACACCGCUGGAGAUCACCGAGGCUCGUGCUCUGCACCCUUCUCCUGAUGCUGCCCAGUUCAUGGAGCAGUUUCUGGAGCGCUACAAUGACCUUCUGACUCUGGAUGACCUGGAGAACCUGUUGAACAGCCCGCCAGAGGAGCAGUCCACCCUCUCCUCUGGAGCCAAAGCUGCUGAGUUUCCCAAAUGGGCUGACGCACAAUCACAGGCUGAGACCCCCUGGCUGCGUCUGCUGAAGGGAGCCCUGGCCAAUCAGAAACGAGCAGAGCCUGACCGAUCAAGGAGGGGAUGGAACCGAGGAUGCUUUGGGCUCAAACUGGAUCGAAUCGGGUCCAUGAGUGGACUGGGCUGUUAGUGAGGGGGGAAUGAGGACUGGUUACAUCCUUCUUAGAUUAUCAUAAAGAGGAAAAACACACCUGCAGAGAGGGAUGUUAACAUGUAGAGUGGUGUAAACUUGCAGCAUUGCAAAUGUGGUCUCAUCCAGCGUAGGUUACCAUAGAUCAGACGCUUCACACUGUUGUGGCUGUUGUAACCGAGCAGCUGUAGUUUAUUCCAUGUGUAAACUGAACACUAGAACAUGUGCGCUGUGUUUACAUCAAAACAUUAUCUUUGAUUGUUGGGCUUUACUUUCUUUUUAGUAAAUCAGCACUUUGUGUGUUUCCAGCUUAGUCUGCAUACAGUAAAUGUAGAGCUGUUUAGACAGUUUGUUGCCAUGGGGUGAAAUCAGAACAUGAAGGCACCUGUAGUUCCCACUGUUUGUUUCUGUUUACCUAUGA